UGUUAGAAGCACAGCCAGACAGACAGGAGGAGGAAAAGGAGGAGGAUGGAGAUCCUGGAGGAGAAGUAACUCUCUUCAAAGCAUCCGCUUUCGUCUUUUCCACCAAACACCGGAGCUUUAAUGGAGAAAGGCGAUGAUUGAGGUGCUUCCACACACACAGCUGACUACCAAAUUGCCUUCCACUACCAAGAGAUAGCCAGUAUGCAGAAUGGAGCGCCCGAGAGGAACGACACGGUCUCUUCUCCUUUGGGCGACGCGUCAGCAGUUCGUGAACAUGCACUGGACUGGUGGAUCCGUUUUCCUCGUCCUGGUCGCUCUCAUCGCCUCUCACUCCGCCGGGGCCUUAUCGCUGGACACGGUGGGAAACGAUACAGAAAGUAGCAACGCCACGCAGGACGGGUUUGUCCCAGUUGUGUUCACAGAGGUGAGCCAGAUAAUCGCCCGGGAGGGGAGCUGCGCACUGAUUGAUUGUAACGUCACUGGAAACCCUGUUCCCAGCAUUCAAUGGUUCAACUCGCACGGAGACCGCCUGGACACGCAGACAAGCGGUGGGAAGUGGUGGCUGCUGGACAAUAACGUCCUCAACAUCACCAGCAUUGAGUUUUCAGAUCGUGGGAAGUACACCUGCAUGGCGUCCAACGUCCACGGCAGCUCCAACUGCACAGUGACCCUCCGGGUGGUCUUCACCAAAGGCGACAUGGGCAUCUACUACAUGGUGGUGUGUCUGGUGACCUUCACCAUCAUCAUGAUCCUGAACGUCACGCGCCUCUGCAUGAUGAGCAGCCACCUGAAGAAGACGGAGAAAGCCAUUAACGAAUUCUUCCGCACCGAGGGCGCAGAGAAGCUCCAGAAGGCCUUCGAGAUCGCCAAGAGGAUCCCCAUCAUCACCUCGGCCAAGACCCUGGAGCUGGCCAAGGUGACGCAGUUCAAGACCAUGGAGUUCGCCCGCUACAUCGAGGAGCUGGCUCGCAGCAUCCCGCUGCCGCCGCUCAUCAUGAACUGCCGCACCUUCAUGGAGGAGAUCCUGGAGGUGGUCGGCGUGGAGGAGAUGAGGCACACCUUCCUCAGGCACGCCACCGAGGGGCGCCACGACGCGCUGAGCAGACUCUCUUCCACCGGGGUGAGAGACAUGUUCGCCAUUCUGCAGGUGAGGGACAGGGAGCGCAGCGAGUCGCCCGCCGCCGACUCGGACAACUCCUCCGUCCAGGACCAGCCGCAGCACAUCGCCAUCCAGGCGUCGGUCCACCCGCCGCUCUCCACCGAAGGCUACUGCGGCGCAGAGUUUCCACAGCAGCCGGAGGCGCCACCAUCAUCGCCUCCCCCUGCGUCGCCACCGGCUCCCGCUCAGCUCGAGGAGCAGAGCGACGCUGCGGGAGACAAAGCGGCCGAUCAGAGCCCUCCCUGUCAGGUGUUUUAUGAAAGCCAUGUGUGACGAAGCACCGAGUGAAAUCUCCUGCUAUGCAGCUCCACUUGAAGACCGACAACGGUCCACGGAACAUUUUCAUUUCUGCAUUUGCAAAGAAGCAAUCACAUUUUUAUUCAUCACUCCUGAACCUUGUAGAACAUUUGUAGGCUCCCGAGAAGAAACCUGACGCUUCUCGGACGUUUGAACCUCUCAUGGUUGAAUGUACACAGGAGGAGGCAUCUUCAUGUUUAAUGUAAGAAGCAGAGGAUGGUAUCAGGUCGGUCACAGCUGACGUUGAGGAAGCUGGGUGACCAGUUUCCAGUUCUUUGUUUCUCAGUCCUUUGAUUUACUCCAGAAAUCUGCCUCCGGCUGCGUUCAUGCCGCUCUUCUCCAUCUUCCAUCUCUGCCGUCGUACGUCGCUCUGCUUCAACCUGCAGCUGCAUGCUGGUCUGAUACAAACUUAACGGGAGCGUCUGAUCGCAGUGUCCCGAGUGCGUUUGCUGAUUUUAUGUUGGUUCAUCUCGUUUCGGUUUUUAAAGUUUUCUCUGUAGUUUUCCUCCUUCAUCAUCAAACGUUUUAAAUUUGCCUCCCAGCCAGAUCCCCGCGCUUCUGCAGUCGAGCUGCGUUUCUGCCUGCAUGCUUUACGACUUGUUCUGGGACUUAAAGGACUCCUCGUGUUUCUUCCUGCGUUUGGCUGAACCUCCAGUCUGUGGCGGAGAGGAGCUGGACACCGUUCUGCUUUUACUGGUGCUUUUGAGAUGCCUCUUUUUGUAGUGGAAUAAAAUGCAAGUGCUGUGCUUUAAGAGGAGGAAAAAAACAAAA
Messenger RNA from Nematolebias whitei (Rio pearlfish), 2227 nucleotides. It is a transcript of the gene mfap3l, whose product is annotated as microfibril associated protein 3 like. Lineage: Eukaryota; Metazoa; Chordata; Actinopteri; Cyprinodontiformes; Rivulidae. The coding region runs from base 209 to 1432 and encodes 407 amino acids. The transcript has 3 exons. The record is from RefSeq and is a predicted model, not a curated record.